AUUAACCCAAAUUCCCCACGAUCCCUCUCUUCCCCCAGCAACAAUUUCCCAGCAAAAAUAAACCACCGCCACCCUUGUUUUCCCCCCAGUACGAGAGGCAAAGCGGAGCAGCGAGUAGUCGGAAGCUGGUGCCUUUCUAUCGACGAUGAGAUUGGUACAAAGACAAAUAGGAGCGAGGGCGUCCGAGAGACUACGGAGGAGUAGCAGUGUAACAAGGGAAAAAGAAAUUGGUAUAAAGGGUGUAAUGUGUGCUGUGUCAUGUACUUUGAAUAUUGUUGAGUAUCUGGUGAUGGAAAGCUGAAUGUCACGAAAGAAAAGUACAUUAUCAUUGUUAAUAAGCAUGCUUGGAAAUCAAAAGGUGGAAGACAAAGAACAAAAGGCUUGCUAUCAUUCUUAAUAGUCAUCAUCG
Linum tenue is the source of this 409-nucleotide messenger RNA. NCBI's taxonomy places the organism in Eukaryota, Viridiplantae, Streptophyta, Magnoliopsida, Malpighiales, Linaceae. The record is from the annotation of a GenBank genome assembly.